AUGGCUUUCAUCCAAGACAAGACUUGGUUGGCAAGGUACUGGUUGAUUUUGUUACCUUUGGGUACGUUGUUUUUCCUUUCUUUUGCGCCAUCGAGAGGUGGUAGCGGAACCCUUAGAAGACCUUCUUGUCGGAAGAUUGAACCAUUGAAACCUGUAUUUGAUGGUUCCGUUCAUGAAAUUCUACAUGACAAAUCGUAUAAGCAACAGUCAAUUAAAAGGCUGUCAGAAGCGGUUCAGAUUAAGACAGAUGUAGGUGAUUAUAUUCCGGAUCCCGAAGAAUCUCUUGAGCCAUGGUUGGCUUUCAUCGACUUUCACAAAUAUUUGGAAAAGACGUUCCCGCUUGUUCAUGAACACCUACAGUUGGAGAAGGUCAAUCAGCUUGGGUUACUGUACACAUGGAAGGGUACAAAUGAGACGCUAAAGCCGGCAAUGUUCAUGGCGCACCAAGAUGUGGUACCUGUGAAUGAAGACACUAUUGAUCAAUGGAAAUAUGCACCAUUUUCAGGGUACUACGAAAGUAGCACAGAUCUGUUAUGGGGCCGUGGCUCUAACGAUUGUAAAAAUUUGCUAUUAUCAGAAUUUGAAGCCAUUGAGAAACUCUUGGAAGAUGGAUAUGCUACUGAACGAACAAUUUUGCUGGCAAUUGGCUUUGACGAGGAGUCUGGUGGCAAAAUGGGUUCUGGAAGAAUGGCUCCCAUUCUGGAUGAACGGUAUGGUCGUAACGGAGUCCUCAUCAUUAUUGAUGAGGGGGAAGGUAUCGUCGAGGUUGAGGACGGGCUGUACAUUGCCACCCCAAUCCCAAAUGAAAAAGGGACUGUCACUCUUGAGUUACACGUGGUUGGGAAAGGUGGACACUCUUCAGCACCACCAGAUCAUACUACUAUCGGUGUUGCCGCUCAACUGGUGAAUAAGCUCGAAGAUAACCCAUUUCCUUUCCAAUUUAAACCAGACAAUCCCAUAUUUGGUUUAUUGACGUGCACUGCUGAACAUUCGACUACUAUUAACCCUAAAUUGAAAGAAGCUAUCUUGAAUGCUGGGACGAGUAGCGCUGCAAAUGAAGCGUUAAGUGCACUUCUCGGUCGCAGUAAAGGAUGGCGUGACACUAUCAGAACCACACAAGCUAUUGACAUUAUCAAUGGUGGUACAAAGAUUAAUGCUCUGCCAGAAACUGUUAGAGUCAUUACUAACUACAGGAUUGAUAUGCAUGACUCUGUCGAGGCAACCGUUCAAAGUGCUAUUGACAUUACUGAAAGUGUUGCUCUUAAGCAGAACUAUGGUGUUUUAUUCAAUGGCACAUACUUGUUGCCACCCACCGAGAACGGGUAUAUCGAAGUGAUUCAAUACAUUCCUAUGAAAAAACCUCUACAGCCGUCUCCGGUCUCACCAAGUGAUGGUCCUUUAUGGGAUGUUUUGGCUGGUACCAUCCAAAACUUGUUUGAAAAUGAUAUGUUUCCAGGCGAAAAUAAAGAGUUAUACGUCACUACUGGUGUCUUCCCGGGGAAUACAGACACGAAGCACUAUUGGAACCUCAGCGAUAACAUAUACAGAUUUGUUGGGUCUACCUCCAAAGGUAGUCUUCUGAGUAACGUCCAUUCCGUCAAUGAAAACAUGAACAUGAAAUCGCACUUAUCAGCGAUUGCGUUUGUAUAUGAGUUUAUUAUCAAUGUGAGCUCGUUUCACGAUGAGUAA
Molecule: messenger RNA, 1689 nt
Organism: Huiozyma naganishii CBS 8797
Lineage: Eukaryota; Fungi; Ascomycota; Saccharomycetes; Saccharomycetales; Saccharomycetaceae
Product: M20 family metallopeptidase
Exons: 1
Coding region: 1-1689 (562 amino acids)
Cellular component (GO): fungal-type vacuole lumen
Molecular function (GO): metallocarboxypeptidase activity
Source: RefSeq, a predicted model, not a curated record